Molecule: messenger RNA, 1646 nt
Organism: Aspergillus alliaceus
Lineage: Eukaryota; Fungi; Ascomycota; Eurotiomycetes; Eurotiales; Aspergillaceae
Exons: 1
Coding region: 266-1390 (374 amino acids)
Source: RefSeq, a predicted model, not a curated record
UGUUACUCCGUCCUUUUCUCCUCCCCACCCCUCUCUACCGGCCAGGCUUCUCUCUAUGCAUACAAAUAUACCUAUAUAUAUAUAUAUAUACAGACAGACAGACAUAUACAUUUUUCUCAAUUAUACAUCCAUCUUCUAAAUUGUUAAUCUUUCCCGGCUCAUUAUAAUCCUCCUAACCUCCCACUCUCUUAUAUAGAUUGCUAAAUUGAGAGCUAACCUCUUGAGGUAAAUUAUCUCAAGUAAAGCAUCAACAUCUGCUCGAACAAUGCGUCACUUCGAUGCCUGGCUACUACGAGAUCCCUACUCCAUCUUUCACUACUACUCCACCGGACGAAGAUGGCAAGAGACGGUUCGUGAUCUGAUCCAGGAACGCAAGAUCUGUGCCCCCUCCGUUGAUCUUUCCUCCAAUGCCUCCUCCAAACCAGUCGACCCGUAUGCCCGACCCAUGGCAUCCCAAUCCAACAGCUUAUUGUUCCGCAAGCUGCCCGCUGAGAUCCGUCUUAUGAUCUACAAUUAUGCCUUCGGCGACGAGGCCGUCCAUUUAGUUCAGUUGAAGGACAAGAUCCGCCAUGUCCGGUGUAAAAAUCUUUCUUCGUCUCUCGACCGCAACCGCAGCUGCUGCCCCGUUACUCCCGCCCGCUGGCGGGCCCAGGAGAACCGCAUGCCAGGCCACUCUGACAGCAUGCUGUACCCACACACCCACACUUCCCUCCCCGAGUUCCUGAGCAACUCGUCCGUGGCAUUGCUGCGCACCUGCCGCGCCAUCUAUGCUGAAGCGGCCGACAUCCUCUAUUCUCACGCCGUCUUCGACGUAGACGACCUUCACACCUUCAUCGCCUUCUCUCUGACUGUCUGUCCAGAUCGUCUCCGCGCGAUCAAACGUCUCACUGUCCAAUGGAUGCCCAUCUGGCAGCCGAUGGCCGGACAAGAGCACAAAUCCUCCAUCUAUUCCCACACCCACAACGAUCGCCUCUGGGCUCUGUUCUGGACCCGGAUCGCCGCCCUCCGCGGCCUCGAGCAGCUGCAUCUCAGUCUGGAUCUCGGCCGCUUCAGCGGGAACGCUAAUGGUGGAAUUCUGGGCAGCAAACGCUUUCGUCUGGCGGUCGAUGAGUCCUGGGUUUCCCCGAUGUUAUGUGUGCGGGGUCUCAAAUCGUUCGAAUUGGGUAUCACCGCCCGUUGUGAUGCUUACGCCAAGAGAGUGAUGGAACAGGACCUGUGUCGGGAUGCUGUGGCUUUGCGUGACGCUCUGCGUGAGAUCAUGUGUUCGCCGCAUGGUCAGAUACCCAUUAUUCCAACUCUCCAGACGAGGAUGGCCUGUGGCUUGGAGGAGGAAGUGCAUGACGUCCUGGAGAGGAAAACGCGGCCGCGACUUGCUAUCACAGCAGCUUGAUCGAUGUAUUUCCCCCCUAUGUUGACCGCUACAAAAAUAUUGCAGAGUAUAAAAAGACCUGCAAAAGGCGAAAGGGGAGGGGGAAGAAAAUGCAAAACAAGGGAGCCAUUGCAAUUUGGAAAGAGAUACCCCAUUUUAUCCUUUUACUUGUCUUUUAUCUUUUUCUUUUUACUUCUUCUCGAACCUCUCUAUACUUCCUGGUUGUCCAUGUGUCCUGGCAUUUUGAUACCUGGAAGAGACUUUUUUAUUUUCAUUU